Messenger RNA from Nymphaea colorata (pocket water lily), 627 nucleotides. Its product is annotated as cytochrome b5. The transcript has 3 exons. Gene Ontology annotation, cellular component: membrane; intracellular membrane-bounded organelle. Gene Ontology annotation, molecular function: heme binding. Bases 118 to 525 code for a protein of 135 amino acids. The record is from RefSeq and is a predicted model, not a curated record. Lineage: Eukaryota; Viridiplantae; Streptophyta; Magnoliopsida; Nymphaeales; Nymphaeaceae.
AGAGGAAAGCCCUAAACUGUUGGGAGGCCAGGUGUCCGUCAACACAGAUCCUCCUGCGGUUCCGGGGGGAGGAGGAGGCGCAAACUGCCGCCCCAACGGCACAGCAAAAACGCAGCCAUGCCAACCAUUACCAAGCUCUUCUCCAUGCAGGAAAUUUCCAAACAUAACAGCCAGAAUGACUGUUGGGUCCUCAUCGAUAACAAGGUCUAUGAUGUGACCAGUUACUUAGAUGACCAUCCUGGUGGAGAUGAAGUGUUGCUCUUAGCAACUGGUAAAGAUGCAACCGAAGAGUUUGAAGAUGCAGGACACAGUGCUGAGGCAAGAGAAAUCAUGAAAGAGUACUGCAUAGGAGAGCUGGACCCAUCUGCUUCUGUUUCUGAGGGACAGAACGCCACAGAAACUCGAUCUCUGGCGGGAACUCUGGGCUUCAUAAACAAUUACAAGCAAUCGCUUUACUGGGUUCUUCCGGUAGCCAUUGCUGGCGUUGCUGUGUUUGUGAGCUGGGUGUACUUGAAGAAGAAAUAGAAUCCAGGAAAUUUUGAUAAUUAUCCAUCUGUUGGGAGUUCAAAUUUUUGGCCACAACAUUCAUAACUUCUUUGAAAAUUUUGGUAGCACUGUACUACAUAA